UUAAGAUGCAAUAAUCAAUUAGUAAUAAGAAUAGUUAUUUAUUUUCGUGAUAAUAACAUUGGAAGUGUGUUAUGAAUAUGCAGCUUUAAAUAAUAUACAUAUAUAUUGAUUACAAUAUUUUAAAUCAGAAGGUUCUAUAGAUAAUCAAUAUAAAAAUUAAUGAAAAAUUGAAGGAAAUGGAGCAACAAAAUGAUUGCUCUAUCCAGAGAGGACAACCAUUGCGUCGCUAUCCAAAUGACUACAAAGCAGAAGGACAUACGUCUACCUUAAAUAAAACAACGACGAAUCAGCCACAGUAUUCGAAUACAGGAAGACCUACAGUACGCAUAGCUGUGUAUCUAAUGACAGGAGUAUUUCUAACAAUGGAAGUUGAACAAAAUGCGACUGCACAACAGAUUUUUACGAUAGUGCAAUCAGAAGCGGAGCUGGGUCUAUCGAGAUUCUCUUUGUCAACCACUAUACCAGUUUUUGCACUAUGGAUGUGUUCUUCGCAGCUGGAAGUUCAAUUACGUUUAACACAUAAACCCGUGGAAUUGGCUGCGAAAUGGAAUUAUCUUGUAAACAAGUACAGUUCUCAUACAGAAGACGAUGAGGAACCUUUGUUAUAUUUUCGUAGAAAUAUAUUUCUCUCAAAGUCGGAGGAAGAACAAAUCAAGGAUAUCAAAGUCCUUGAAUUGCUUUAUGCAGAAGCUACGUACAACGUUCUGCAAGGACGAUACGCGUGCGAUGGUCCUGCACGUUACGCUAGUUUAGGAGCAUUACAAGCCCGAAUUGAACUCGGACCUUAUAAUGCACAAACUCACACCUUGGCAUUUUUCCAUAGACAUCGCGGCCGAUUUUUACCGCAUCAUUACGCUUCUCCUAGUCUUCUAUUAGGAUUGGGACUCGGAUUAGGACUGGUGGGUGGCAAGGGAGCACCUGAGGCGCAUCUUUUAGAGCAAUAUAAACGAAUACCUAAUCAUAAUGGUAGCGCCAACGCAAAUCCCAAGAAAUUGAUUAGAAAGUAUCUCGAAUUCUGUUGGAAUUUACCGUGCUACGGCGCAGCCUUCUUUCAAGGGCAAAUUGAGCGACCCGUCAGAGGCUUAGCAUCGUGGAUUACUAAUCGCGAUAUGCAGAUUCUCAUCGCGAUUAAUACGUCAGGAGUGUUCAUAGUCGACGACUUGCAGUGCAGCUUGCUAUUAGGGCUAAAAUAUUCAGAAUUAAGCUGGGAAAUGGCGAAACCUUCGGAUGAGAAUAAUCCGGAUUGUCUACCUUGCUUGUUUCUGCAAUUUCCGGUACGAGAGAACGGAGCGCGCGUCUACAAAAUUCUACAAGUAUUCUCAAGACAGGCGCCAAUGAUGGAUACUUUGAUAUCUGGAUUUGCGGAGGACUAUCGCCGUCAAUUUAUUAACAGCGACAGCAACAAUGAUCAGUUGGAACACUCGCUAGUUUUCCCCAGUGGAAGCUUCACAAAUAAACUUAGCAAAUUUACGCUGGCCACUUUUGAUGAUGAAGGUCGAUGUAUCGGUCAAAUGGGUUCGUGGUCCUUUCGAUAAGUACAUUGUGAUUGUACAUUUUGUGAUGCCAAUA
Cyphomyrmex costatus is the source of this 1569-nucleotide messenger RNA. It is a transcript of the gene Bili, whose product is annotated as FERM domain-containing protein 8 Bili. Bases 177 to 1535 code for a protein of 452 amino acids. Gene Ontology annotation, cellular component: cytoskeleton; plasma membrane. NCBI's taxonomy places the organism in Eukaryota, Metazoa, Arthropoda, Insecta, Hymenoptera, Formicidae. The transcript has 7 exons. The record is from RefSeq and is a predicted model, not a curated record. Gene Ontology annotation, biological process: negative regulation of canonical Wnt signaling pathway.